UGCUAAAAGCUAGAAUGAAACAGUUGCCUGCAGCUACUGUUCGCCUCCUUUCAAGUUCUCAGAUAAUCACUUCAGUGGUUAGUGUUGUAAAAGAACUCAUUGAAAAUUCCUUGGAUGCUGGUGCUACAAGCAUAGAUGUUAAACUGGAGAACUAUGGAUUUGAUAAAAUCGAGGUACGAGACAAUGGUGAAGGUAUCAAGGCUGUUGAUGCACCUGUAAUGGCAGUGAAGUAUUAUACCUCAAAAAUAAAUAGUCAUGAAGAUCUUGAAAAUUUGACAACAUACGGUUUUCGGGGAGAAGCCUUGGGGUCAAUUUGUUGUGUAGCUGAGGUUUUAAUUACAACAAGAACAGCUGCUGAUAAUUUUAGCACUCAGUAUGUUUUAGAUGGCAAUGGUCACGUAAUUUCUCAAAAACCCUCACAUCUUGGUCAAGGUAAGAGAGCAGUUAUUUGGCAGAAAACCAGAGUAUCAGAUCACAAGAUGGCUCUUAUGUCAGUUCUGGGAACUGCCAUUAUGGGCAAUAUGGAAUCCUUUCAGUACAACUCUGAAGAUUCUCAGAUUUAUCUAAGUGGAUUUCUUCCAAAGCUUGAUGCAGACCACUCUCUCACAAGUCUUUCAACUCCAGAAAGGAGUUUCAUCUUUAUAAACAAUCGACCAAUACAUCAGAAGGACAUAUUAAAGUUAAUCCGGCAUUAUUACAAUCUGAAGUGCCUAAAGGAAUCUACUCGUUUAUAUCCCAUUUACUUUCUGAAAAUUGAUGUGCCUACAGCUGAUGUGGAUGUAAAUUUAACACCAGAUAAAAGUCAAGUAUUACUACAAAAUAAGGAAUCUGUUUUGAUUGCUCUUGAAAAUCUGAUGAUGACUUGUUAUGGACCACUACCUAGUACAAAUUCUUGUGAAAACAGUAAAACAGAUGUUUCCUCAGCUGGCAUGGUUGUUAAUACAACAGCACAAACAGAUGCGGUUUUUAAUAAAAUGGAAUCAUCUGGAAAUAAUUGUCCAGAUGUUGAUACUUCAUCCGUUCCUUUCCAAAAUGAUAUACAGAAUGAUGAAUCUGGAAAAAACACUGAUAAUUAUUUGGAUCAUCAGUUAAGUCUUGGUGAUCAUUGUGAUGAUCAUUUUAGUAGUGAAAAUUCUAUCACUGAUAAGAACUCAAGAGAUACAUUUCAAGAGAUCCCAGUGAAUAGUUUAUCAUCUGAAGACUUCCAAAAUAAAUAUGAUGAAACUUGUUUUACAGGUUCUAUUAAGCAUAUCCAAUCCGAAACUGGUAAUAAAGGCUAUAUGGAUGAAAGUGGGGGAAAUGAGGAAGCAGCAGUCCCUGAGACAUCUUUAGAAAUUUGUGCAGAUGACUGGAGCAAGGGAAAUGUACUUAAAAAUUCAAUGGGAAAGAACAUUGAACCUGUGAAAAUUUUAACACCCCAAGAAAGUGUAGCAUGUAAUAAUAAUCCAAGGCCUGAACCAAAGAAUCUCUGUGAGGGUCCCUGUAACAAAAAGUCAAAUGUGGUUGAUAACAAAUCUGGACAACUUACAGCUUAUGAUUUAAUUAGCAAUCGAAUAAUCAAGAAACCUAUGUCAGCAAGUGCCCUUUUUGUUCAAGAUCAUCGUGUUCAGUUUCUCACAGAAAAUUCUAAGACCAGUAUCAAGGAUGCAACAGUACAGAUUGAAGAACUGUGGAAGACAUUGAGUGAAGAGGAAAAGCUGAAAUAUGAAGAGAAGGCUGCUAAAGACUUGGAGCGGUACAAUAGGCAAAUAAAGAGAGCCACUGAGCAGGAGUCACAUGUAUCAUUAAAAGAUGGUGGAAAAAAGGCCAAACCCACCAGCGCAUGGAGUUUGGCUCAGAAGCACAAGUUGAAAGCUUCAUUAACCUCUAAUCAGCCAAAACUUGAUGAACUCUUUCAAUCUCAAAUUGGGAAAAACACGAAUCAAAAUACUAAAAUAGUACAGAUCCCCUUUUCUAUGCAAAACUUAAAAAUAAAUUUUCAGAAGCAUAAGAAAUUUGACUUAGAAGAGAAGGAUGAACUUUGUUUGAUCCACAAUCUUAAGUUUCCUGAUGCCUGGCUAAUUGCAUCUGAAAAAGAGGUGAUGUUAUUAAACCCAUAUAGAAUGGAAGAAGCCUUACUGUUUAAAAGACUACUUGAGAAUCAUAAACUUCCUGCAGAGCCACUGGAAAAGCCAAUUAUACUAACAGAAAGUCUUUUUAAUGGAUCUCAUUAUUUAGAGGUAUUACAUAAAAUGACAACAGAUGACCAAAGAUACAAUGGGUCAAUAUACCUGUCCGAUCCUCGUCUUACAGCAAAUGGUUUCAACAUCAAAUUGAUACCAGGAGUUUCCGUUGCUGAAAACUACUUAGAAAUAGAAGGAAUGGCUAACUGCCUCCCGUUCUAUGGAGUAAUGGAUUUGAAAGAAAUUCUUAAUGCUAUCCUAAACAAAAAUGCCAAGGAAGUUUAUGAAUGUAGACCUCGAAAAGUGAUAAGUUAUUUAGAGGGAGAAGCAGUACGUCUGUCUAGACAGCUACCCAUGUACUUAUCCAAAGAGGACGUCCUAGACAUUGUCAACAGGAUAAAGCACCAAUUUAGAAAUGAAAUUAAAGGGUGUGUUCAUGGUCGCCCAUUUUUUCAUCAUUUAACACAUCUCCCAAAAGCUGCGUUUGCAACAGCGGUGCCACUGGACAAAAUGGACAGAGUAGGCAGUAGCGAUGACAAAGCCCUUGCACCCAGGAUGGAGGUGCCAUCAAGUCAGUUUGGACUCAUACAUUUUCAGAGGCUUAAUAUGAACAUUAAGAAGUUUGGUAAAAUUACAAAUGAAGAAUUCAGGAAAUCACCAGGAACUUCUUGUCAUGAAACUAGUGGCGACUAUAGUUGUAUUUCCUAA
This is a messenger RNA of Orycteropus afer afer, 2870 nucleotides long. It is a transcript of the gene PMS1, whose product is annotated as PMS1 homolog 1, mismatch repair system component. Gene Ontology annotation, molecular function: ATP-dependent DNA damage sensor activity; ATP hydrolysis activity; mismatched DNA binding. Gene Ontology annotation, cellular component: MutLalpha complex. The record is from RefSeq and is a predicted model, not a curated record. Lineage: Eukaryota; Metazoa; Chordata; Mammalia; Tubulidentata; Orycteropodidae. Gene Ontology annotation, biological process: mismatch repair.